Molecule: messenger RNA, 2418 nt
Organism: Rotaria sp. Silwood1
Lineage: Eukaryota; Metazoa; Rotifera; Eurotatoria; Philodinida; Philodinidae
Source: the annotation of a GenBank genome assembly
AUGUGGACUAAUAAAGAGACUGAAAUUCUUUACGAUGCUGGCGAGUCAAAUGAUAUGGAUGGUCAAGUGAAAAUAGAUUUAACUAUGCUUGCCAAAGAAUUAUUUCCUGGGAAAGAUUGUCAACUUGAACAAUUUGUAAUUGUAUCCUUCGGCUUCAAUGAAACACUGAACCAAGAAUACUUCAAUCAAUUACGUAUGUACACAAGUCUUACUAUAAAUUUUGAUGAUUCUGAUGAAUGCAUUAGUUAUAUAACAAAUAUUGAGCAAACCACAAAAGUAUUAUUUAUCGUAGCCGAUUCUAUUGGACAAACCAUAAUACCACUUGUUUUUGAAAUACCACAAAUUAUGUAUAUUUAUAUUUUAUCCAUGGAUGGGAUCGAAAUAACAUGUGCUAAAGUAGGCGAUAGAAUUUAUUCAAACUCAAAAAUUCUAUUGCAAAGAUUACAGAUUGAUAUUGAGCAAUGUGUGAAUGCAACAUUACCAAUGAGUAUCCUUAAAUCAGAUGACGAGAGAUCAACAUUUAAUUUAUCAACUGAAACGAAUUCGGAAUUUUUUUGGUUUCAAAUAUUAAUCGAAAUAUUACUUCGUUUUGAUAAUAGAGAUUUUUGGAAAGAUACCAUGAUUAAUAUGUGCGAAUUAUAUUAUGAAGGUAAUGAAUCAGAAUUGAAAAAGAUCAAUGAAUAUAAACUAUCUUAUACAUCGGACAAAGCUAUUUGGUGGUAUACACGAGAUUGUUUUUUAUACCGUCUAGUAAAUCAAACAUUGAGAACUGGAAAUAUUAAUUCUAUGAUACCAUAUCAUUUCUUUAUUGCUGAUCUUCAUAAACGAUUGUGCUAUCUACAUAAGAAAUUUAUUCAAUCAAAUAAUACUGAAAACAGUAUUAUAACUCUUUAUCGGGGACAAAUUAUGAGCGUUCAUGAAUUAGACAAUAUCAGGAAGAAUAUUGGUGGACUCAUUUCAAUGAAUUCAUUCAUGUCAUCAACAAUCGAUCGAAAUAUUGCCUUACUAUUUGUUGGUGAUGGGACCAGUAGUCUGGGAGAAUCUGUAUUAUUUGAAAUAAUUAUUGAUAAAAAUGUACAAACAAAAUAUGCAUUUGCUAAUAUUUCCGAAGAAAGUCAUUUUCAUGAUGAACAAGAAUAUUUAUUUACGAUUGGAACAAUAUUUCGAAUUCAAUCGAUUAAAAAAGAAAAUAAUAUCUGGAUUUUAGUGUUAAAAUUAGCUACAAACGAUACAUUGGAAUUAGAAGAAUUAGAAAAAUAUUUAAAAGAGAAAAUGAACAAAACAACAGACUAUUUAACAUUAGGACGUACAUUAAUGGAUAUGGGUGAUUUUGCUAGAGCCGAAAAAAUUUUUAAAGCACAUGAAAAAAUGUGUCUUGCAGGAAAAGAGAAUAUUUAUGAUGUAUUGGCUGCAUUGUAUGGCUUUCAAGGAAACUUCUAUUUAGCGUUGGAUUAUGCCAAUAAAGCGCUUGCAUGUUCGAAUAUUAGUAAUGAUCGCUUAAUAAAAUUACAUACUAUACUCGGACAACUUCAUUUGAAAAAUGGAUCACUUCAUAAAGCCUUAUAUAAUCUUCGAAUAGUUGAACGAAUGCUGUCUGAGAAAUUAAUAACAAAUAAAAAUUAUCGACAUCUUGAUAUGGUGUACUUUGCACUUGGUGGAGCUUAUCAAAGAUCAGGCGAUACUCCAAAAGCUCUUGAAUAUUACAAAAAAUCUCUUGAAUUAGUAGAACAAUAUUUACCUGAAUAUCAUUUUGAUAAAGCAGCUAUCUUGAAACGUAUUGGUGUAUGCUACGAAGAUAAAAAAGAUCAUACAACGGCCUUGAUAUAUCAUCAAAAAGCUUUGGAAAUUCAAUUACAUUGUUUGAAACGCAAUCAUCAACAUCUUGCUUGUUCGUAUAACGAUAUUGGUUUAUGUUAUUUCUAUAGAAAUGAUCCUGUUUCUGCCUUAUAUUAUUACGGAAAGGCAGAAGAAAUCUAUAGCUCUAACUCUUCUUGCGAUCCAACAAUGGUUGGAACUCUAUACGGAAAUAUGGGUCUUUUUUGUAUUCAAAUACUACACAAUUAUCCGUUAGCACUGGACUAUUUAACAAAAAGUUUAAAUAUACAAUUAAAAGCGUCAUCCGAUGAUAACUAUCGUUUGGUUCGAAUAUAUAUUAAUAUUUUUGGAGCUCAUUAUGAAAAUGGUCAACGAAUUGCGAAUAGUUUACCUAAUACAAUUAUUCUCGGUCAUUCUUCAAGACUCAUUAGUGAUUCGUUAAAGGAAAUGAAGCUAGCAUUAUUUUAUAGCAAAAAAGCUUCAGAAAUUGCAACAAAAGCAUUACCACCUAAUCAUCCAAGUGUGAUUAACUGCCGUAAUGGAAUUGAAAUGUCAAGAAAGUGGAUUAAAAGACUGACAGAAGCAAAAUCUAUGUUGGCCUAG